Rangifer tarandus platyrhynchus (Svalbard reindeer) is the source of this 381-nucleotide messenger RNA. The record is from the annotation of a GenBank genome assembly. NCBI's taxonomy places the organism in Eukaryota, Metazoa, Chordata, Mammalia, Artiodactyla, Cervidae.
AUGAUUCUGUCCGCUUUGGCAGCUCUCCCCCAUCACCCCAUCACGAUCCUUCCCACACUCCACACAGAAGAGACUCAAAAUCUCAACAGUGACAGAGUCAGGGCCACACCAAGGGACACCCUUGCCAGAAAAGACCUGGGGCAGUGCUCCGGCCACAGUUUCAUACACCCUUCUGGAAUGCGAACUUUUUCUCCCGCCCCUCCUUCAGGCAACUUUGGGGAAGAAAAAGAGAAAACAAAGGCGGAUGGGCUGAGGUGGGGAUGUGGCAAGGUGGAGCCAAAAGUUAUAAAUGACAUCUUGGGGCCUAAAAAUGAAUGCGUCUAUUGGCGUUCCACUGCUUUAGGACAGACUCCUAAUACGGAAUUAACUUUUGUGACUUAG